Messenger RNA from Cynoglossus semilaevis (tongue sole), 5629 nucleotides. RefSeq names its product calmin a (gene clmna). The transcript is spliced from 14 exons. The coding region runs from base 539 to 3793 and encodes 1084 amino acids. NCBI's taxonomy places the organism in Eukaryota, Metazoa, Chordata, Actinopteri, Pleuronectiformes, Cynoglossidae. Gene Ontology annotation, cellular component: cytoplasm; meiotic nuclear membrane microtubule tethering complex; nuclear outer membrane. Gene Ontology annotation, molecular function: actin filament binding. Gene Ontology annotation, biological process: nuclear migration. The record is from RefSeq and is a predicted model, not a curated record.
GGUUUGAUUUUGUAAGAAGAGACGAAAGAGAUAAAUGAACAACAAGUCUGUUUUGCUUUGUGAGAUCAAAGGUGUCAUUAACUGACUUUGUUGUUUGAAAGCCUGUGUUUGGAGUUCAUUUUGGUCAACAAACUGUUCAUGUAGAGUCGGAGUGGCAGACAAGAAAAGUCUGUCUUCCAAAGAGCUAAGAAAAAGGUGAGUUGGUGAGAGAGAGACGUCCUUCUCCAGAGAGGUACGUUUAUGAAGUUUUCAAGAACUCUACGUCCCAGUCCAGCUGCCAUCACCUCUUGAGGACAAGAGUGCUGUGACUGUAGAAACCCGCAGUCACUGUGCGCACGCACGUUGUGCACACACGUACGGAACCAAACAGUCCCGCUCUCAGCCUAGUUAGCCGGCUUCCAUGGACCCCGCUGGACCAACCGGACAGCUAGAAUAGAAGACAGUGUGGUGGUGGUUGCUGCAGAGGACGAAGACUUCCGUGGACCGUCAUCAUCAUCAUCAUCAUCAGUAGCAGCAGCAGCAGAACCCUCCGCAAGUGAUGGCCGGACACGAGUGGCAAGACUGGUUCGAGCGAGAGGAGUUUAUAGCCCAAAUCAGCGACAUCCGAGUGCAGAAUCUCCAAGUUGAAAGAGAGGAGGUUCAGAAGAGGACCUUCACCAGAUGGAUGAAUCUACAUUUAGAAAAGUGUGACCCUCCCAUCAAGGUCCAUGACCUUUUUAAAGACAUUCAGGACGGGCAUAUUCUCAUGGCACUAUUGGAGGAGCUCUCAGGCUGCAAGCUGCUGCAUGGAUUUAAGAAGUCCUCCCAUCGUAUUUUCAGACUCAACAAUAUCGCUAAGGUCCUCUCUUUCCUCGAGGAAAGAAAUGUGAAACUGGUCAGCAUUGAUGCAGCGGAUGUGGCUGAUGGAAACCCCUCCAUCAUCCUGGGCCUCAUCUGGAAUAUUAUCCUAUUCUUCCAGAUUAAAGAGCUGACUGGGAACAUUCGCAGCCAGUUUCCCUCCUCCUCCAGUCUGUCCUCCAUCCCGACCAGCUCAGAUUCUGACACAUCCUUUGGCAGCGCUCCAUCAGAACAGAGGCAGACGGCGUCCAUGGCCAUGCGAGAAAAUAACAAGGCCAUUAAGAAACUGCUACAGUGGGUGCAGAAACGAACACGCAAGUAUGGUGUCGCUGUUCAAGACUUUGGAAAAAGUUGGACAAGUGGUUUGGCCUUCCUGGCCAUCAUCAAAUCCAUUGACUCCACCCUGAUAGACAUGAGGAAAGCCCUGCUGAGAAAUGCCAAGGAAAAUGUGGAAGAUGCCUUCAGGAUAGCUCACUACAGCCUUGGGAUCCCACGUCUCCUGGAGCCAGAUGAUCUGACUACCAGUGCACCAGACGAACAGUCCAUCAUCACAUAUGUCGCUCAGUUCCUGGAGUACUUCCCUGGCAUAGAAGAACCUGAGGAGCCACACCAAAUCAUUGAACGGAGCAUCUCCAUGGGCCGACUUAACUUUGAAUCCGACCCUUUCCGGAGUGAUAUUCAUCGAGGAAGAGUGAAGGAGACGUCCUACAGGUUCCAGAGUGAUUAUUUGAAUAAACCACCCAAAAUCUUAAUCUCCUCAGUGUCGGAGGACAUGGGUACCAUGUCACCAGAGUUUGUCCCAGCUGCUGCACGGGCGUGGUCUGCCGAAGACGUCUUAGCAGAAUCUCCACACGUAGAAAACAUCUCUAGCCGUGUCCUUGCAGAUGCUGAGGAUCUCACAAGUAAGGAGAAACUAUUCCACAGCCAAUCGCUGAGCGACUCUUCGGUGCCCGAGUGUGUAAAUACUGAGUCGGUACUUGGUGACUCAGCCAUAGGAACACCAGAUUCGUUGAUGGAAAGUGACUUUGGGGUGAUAUCAGAGAAGUUCUGUGAGAGCAGAAGUGACAGUUUUUUGUGUGACAGUGAAGGUGAUGUUUAUCAUGCCAUCGCUGUGGAUGUAACCAGUCACGACGAGGGAUUUAUGCCGUUCUCAGAUGACGGAGACACUGCAGAGGCAUUUAGCGACCAAGAGACUGAAAUAAAAACGUCACCUGAGAGAAUGCUGGAACUAUUUGAAGGAGACUUUGAGGGGAAAGGAAGUAAAUCACAAGAAAGGGACAUUAUACUUGACAACAACUGGAGUUCUCUUGAGAACACAAAGGAACUAAUUGAAUCAUGUGAGGAAAAAGAAGUUGAAGUAUCAACUACGUGCAUGGCAAACUUUGAAAAUCACAACCAGGACUUGGUACGAGACCAAACAUUAUGUUUAGAAGGAAAAAUGAACUCUCAAACAGAGAGCACAAAUAUUUGCAAUGAGGAGGUCGGCGUCGGAAUGGAAACAGAUUCUGUGUGCGAAGAGGAAAAACGGGGACCGAGACUGGAAACAUUGAUUGUACACAGAGAAGAAGUACUUGUAGAAACACAAACUGAAGCAGAUCAAGAAGUUCUGAUGUGUGGCCAAUAUCCUGAAGACAGUAUAAACACAGAUACUGAUAACCCUUUGGUCACUACAAGUCUAACUAAGCAACAUGAAGAACCAGACCUUCCUCUUAGUUCUAUUUGUAGCGAGCCAGAAGAACAGAGCCAGCAGAAACCAUGUGACCUCUCAGAUACGCUGGCUUACACUGGUAAUGAUGAGAGAACUCAACCAGAGAAAACCACAUCAAAUGGAACCAAUCCAGUUUUCAGUGUCAAAAACGAAGAUGAACCGGAUUGUCAUUCUAGUCGCAAUGAUGAAAGAAACUCUGUUGAAAUUUCCUGCCAUUUGGAAGUCGCUGAUAUUGACGAAGAACAAGACUUCAGCAUUCCAAACACCACAGAUGAUGAGGAAACCAUGGAAAAGGGUUGUAAUCUGGGAGAACAUCCUCAGACGGUUUUCACUGACAUAGAUGGUAGGGGUCUGAAUUCCACAGAUUAUAAUUUUCAGCCAUUAAAAUCUGACCAGGAUGAACUGGGAGACAUCUUUUCUGAUAGUGACCCCACCGACACACAGCAGGUCAUGCUGAAUCAGUUAGAUUCUCCAGUGGACUGUGGAAUGGCUGUUUCUUGCUUUGAGUCCAAAGCCGUGGAUUCCCCAGAUGUAGCCGUUGGUAGAUGCUCUCCCUUAGAGGAUGUAGUUUGUGACCUAAUUGAACCAAUGGAUCUGUUCUAUCCAGACAAAGAGGAGCCAAUGAUGGCAGAGCCACUUUACAAUGAACUGCACAGUUGGCCGUCUGUGUUGAGUGUUUCAGCUCUGCAGCCAGCGCCAGUGUCAGAAACUUUACUCGAUGACGAAUCAGGCAUCGGACUGGAUAAGGAGUCAAGCAACCAGUUGGACGUUAAAUCAGACAAGAUAAACACCCAGUCCCACCAGGAAACUGAAAAAGCAUCAGAGUCCCAGGAGAGGCCAGUUUUACCUCGGGAAACGUUGGGAGGAGCCUUUGGUGAUGUUAUUGCAGCUGAUCACAGCAACAUCACUGAGGCCGAACAACAGCAGAGUUUACGCUGUGCUGGGGGAAGUACAGAGCUUGUGAGGAGUGAACCUGGGCCUCCAUGUUUUGGAGGUGACAGCCUGAUCCCUCAGUUACGUUGUAGAAAGGGUUCGAGGCUCAGGGUGUCUCCAGCUAGACUGCAGGGUGAUCAGCGAGAUGUGAAGGAAGUCGUCAAAAUAACAGAUGACACCAAUACUGUUUGUGGAAGUGAAAACCCAGAGUUUUAUCUGCUGUUGCUGCUCUGGCUACUGCUCUACUGUUUUUGGCUACUGCCACAGAUGGACGUGAGAAAACUGCCCAGUCUGCUGCUCAACUUCAACCACUAAAACACAGAUUGUAUACAAACGCACAAACACAGUUUUAACUGCCAUCCAAGCCUACAUUUCCUUUACACUAACUGUACUAUAAGGCUGAUAGUUGUACAACUUUUAGCUUUUUGCGUUUUGUCACCGUCUGUGCUCCUAAUGGGUUUAAUGACAUAUGACAGGGGUCACCAACUAUAUUUGUCGGAGGGCCAGAAUUUUUCUGGACAGAAAGCUUGGAGGCCGGACACUCAGAUAAAAUGAAAUAAAUAUCAAUUUAUUGUGUAACAUUAUUAUUUAAUGUUUAUUUUGGAAUCCAGUCGCGGGCCGGACUGGACAGUUCAGCCGUGCCAGAUUUGGCCCACGGGCCACCAGUUGAUGAUGAUGCUAUGAAAUUAUUUUAGGUAUGGAGUAACUUUAUUUUGAAAAAGAUAUAUCCUCCAGCAACUGUCUCCUCUGCUAAUAGUUGUUUGAUCUCACUGAUAAUGAUCACAUAGAUCUGAAGUAUCACACUCUGAAUAUUGUGUGCUUGGAAUUUUAUGCUUGAUAAGAUCUGUAUCCAUAUUUUAAAAUGUUUUAAGAUAACGCAUGUUUAUUGUAAAUGUGUGCUUGAGCUUGAAGUUGAUUUGACAAAGAAAUAUAUUUCUACUAUGUGUCGUGUCAAUGAAGGUUUACGGCAAAGCAACUAUUUUUUUGACCCUUUAUUCUUUUGGCCGUCAUUAAUUCUUGAGCAAAUUUCAUUGCAAAUCUAGCUGUAUUUCAUUUACACAUUGGUUUAAAGUCACGCUUGUCAUACAUUUUAGUUCUGUGCUAUGGUAAACAGACAUUACUGCCUUGUUUACAUAUAUGCUAACUAACCAAAAGUGGAUUCAGUCUUUUGGCUAAAAGCUCAGUGUGGUAAAGUGAUGAACCAAAUAUUGUAACUUUUGCUGCUGUGUACUGUGGACAGACUACAUGCAUUUUGGAUGUUUUUUUGCUGUGAUCAUAACAUGUGAAUUAUAAGCCGCAUCCAACAAGUUUAAGGAGAAUUCAAAUUUGAGAAAACACGCACAUAAAAGCUUCCUGAAUAUAGGAAUGUAUCUUUAGGUGACUAAAAGAUGUGAAAAGAUGAUAAUAAUAAAAAAAAUGACUUAAUUAUGAAAUCAUUUGAAAAAAGAAAAAUUGAACUUCCUGUUCAGUAGGGCCACAUUUCAACAACUUAUUACCAGGAACUAGUUUUCAAAUUAAUUGCGUUUGCUUUUAAUUAAAUUCUUACCUGGGCAUGUCACCAAACUGCAGUUUAUUUUUUCAUUGCCAUAGUACAACAAAAAUUUGUUCCAUGAGUGUUCUUCUUCAGAAGCGCCCAGAACAAAGGGGAUUUGUUGUUUGCUCGACCAACCACAGCCAUCCAAGGUGGGAAUCGAACCUGUGAUCCUCUGAUAACAAGCCCAGAACCAAUCAGCACUGCAUUCUGUUGUAGUUCACAUACGCAAUCCUGGUUCGUCAGUUCACAUUCAAGAAAUUGUUGUUACCUUAAGUUAAAACGAACAUAGUUUCUACUGCAGCUAUUUUUUGUGUGUAUAGAUGAAUGUUUGCUGAAGAGUUUCUUUAAUAACCAGACUUCAACAACAAGGUAACACUGCCAGUAGACUUCAAAACAAAAGCAGGCUCUGUUUGUACCAACUAAAUAUUUAUAUUUGAAAAAUUGUAAGUUUGAAAACCUAACUGUGUUGACACAAAGUUUAACUGGUCUAAACAUAACCACAUUAAAUGAGCUGUGCUUUGAUUUGCCAUCAACAAAUAUUAAAGUAAUUUUACCACACGGUUUUCAUUGUGGACAUUUUCAUCAAUCUCAGGAAAUAAAGUUUGGAUUUUGUGAAA